UCUCAUGUACGGUUACGCUGUGUUGACUCCAUUGAUGCCAUAUUCUAAGACGCCAUUACUUUUACUGGUGUGUGAGGGCGCCCUCUACAUCUGGACGAUCCUAGACUUCAUCAAUGACAUAGCCUCUGUGAUGGAUCUGAUGCUAAUAAGGAUAAAAUGGUGCUGUACAUCUGUGGACACAAAGAGAAAAGCCAGAUAUAAAUUUCUCUCUAGAUUAAAUGAUAUGUGGAAGGUCCUGGGACUCCUGUGUGUCUUUCUUGCUGUUGCUACCUUUUUGGCAAGGCUGAAACCAUCGACGACUUUCAAAAUGGCUACUCGCUUUUGUGCUCUUCUACUUCUCUUCUCGUGUCUUCGGCACAUGCGUGUUUUUGUUGUUCAUCAGCUGACAGGAAUUACAUUCGUUUUCCUGAAACACAUGCUUCUACAUCUGGUGCAGUUUUUGAUUACGAUAGCAUUCUUUGUGCUGGGAGUAGGGGUUUUCUUUGAGGCUAUCGUCCAUCAGCAGUAUCAGCCUGGACUUUUCCCGGGGAAGUGGUACGAGUGGCGGAUCUGGAGGAUCAUAUACUACCCCUACUACCAGUACUACGGAGAAGUAUUUGAUGAUGACUUUGGCAUAAAGACAAGCAACGAUGAAGUGGAUUGGAGUGUGAAAGCUGUAGCAGCAAUACAUAUGAUGGUGGGGAAUCUCCUCAUCGUCAACUUGAUUAUCGCCCUUUUUACGUGA
Molecule: messenger RNA, 724 nt
Organism: Saccostrea cuccullata (small rock oyster)
Lineage: Eukaryota; Metazoa; Mollusca; Bivalvia; Ostreida; Ostreidae
Product: transient receptor potential cation channel subfamily M member-like 2
Exons: 4
Coding region: 5-724 (239 amino acids)
Biological process (GO): monoatomic cation transmembrane transport; metal ion transport
Cellular component (GO): plasma membrane
Molecular function (GO): monoatomic cation channel activity
Source: RefSeq, a predicted model, not a curated record